UAUAUUAGAGCGCGUCAGUGAGCCACUUGCGAUGAUCGAAGAAACUGUAAAACAAUAGGUGACUUGCAACUUUCGUAAUUUCCUGCAACUUUCCUAUUGCCUCACCAACAAUAACCAAAAUCAAAGUCUUUUCUUCUUCUCUAUAUAUUGCCAUCCAGUUGGCUCGGAUUUAUGAAGUGUUUCCUUUGCUUUUAAACCAUCGGUCUCUUUUCCUCUCAGAUCUCAGUCCUAUUCUUUUCCUUAGCAGUGAAGCAAUUUCUGAUAUGGAAUCAACAUGCGUAGAUACCUCUCUCCACCUCAACGUUGGUCCUCGGGACUCACAGGCUAUCUCGGCUGAAGAUUUGGUGCAAGAGUUGCAUCGUUUGAGCAGCGAGAAUCAGAAGCUCACCGAGAGCCUGACUCACAUGCGUGAGAACUGCAAGCUUUUGAAAAAGCAAUUGAGCCAAGCGAUGAUCAAGAACACUUAUAGUCCUGAAAGGGAUCCAGCUAAUCAAUCAUCAAAGAAGAGAAAGGCGGAGACGGAUGCCUGUAUCGAUAAUAUGAUUAGUAUUAGCGGCAAUACCGAGUGCAGCAACAUUACAGACGAAGAUUCGUCAUUCAGAAGGCCAGCCACUAAGGUUUCCAGAGUUCUGGUGCGAACCCAAGCAUCAGAUACUGGCUUGUAUGUGAGGGAUGGAUAUCAGUGGAGGAAAUAUGGUCAGAAGGUGACUCGAGAUAAUCCUUCUCCGAGAGCUUAUUUCAGGUGUUCCUUUGCACCAAGCUGCCCUGUGAAAAAGAAGGUGCAAAAAAGUGCAGAAGACCCAACAGUGUUGGUGGCAACCUACGAAGGAGAGCACAACCAUGGGCGACAUGGAUCUGAAUUACCAUUACUAGCCUCGAACCAGAGCCAAGACGAUGGAGCCCGUGAUUCAGGAUUAAUGGCUGAAAAUGGUGGAAAGUCAACACAGCAGUGUUUGGUUCAACAAAUGGCUACUUCUUUGACCAGAGAUCCCAACUUUACAGCAGCACUUGCCACCGCCAUUUCCGGAAGAAUUUUAAACCUUGCGUCUAAUUAAUAUCAUCGAACAUCAUCUCGUGUAUUUAGUUAGUUCAUCACAAUAUAAUGCUUCGGAGACUGCGCGAGUAGGGAUGUAUAAAUUUACUAUUACUUAAUUAUGAUAGCAAACAUUCUUGUGUUA
Neltuma alba is the source of this 1178-nucleotide messenger RNA. RefSeq names its product WRKY transcription factor 18-like. NCBI's taxonomy places the organism in Eukaryota, Viridiplantae, Streptophyta, Magnoliopsida, Fabales, Fabaceae. The record is from RefSeq and is a predicted model, not a curated record. Gene Ontology annotation, molecular function: DNA-binding transcription factor activity; sequence-specific DNA binding. Bases 264 to 1055 code for a protein of 263 amino acids. Gene Ontology annotation, biological process: regulation of DNA-templated transcription. The transcript is spliced from 4 exons.